Messenger RNA from Procambarus clarkii (red swamp crayfish), 3032 nucleotides. Its product is annotated as fatty-acid amide hydrolase 2. The record is from RefSeq and is a predicted model, not a curated record. Gene Ontology annotation, cellular component: endomembrane system. Lineage: Eukaryota; Metazoa; Arthropoda; Malacostraca; Decapoda; Cambaridae.
CAUAAUGGGCUCAGGGACUGAACCCCACACGGGAAGAGAGAAAUUGAAUUGAGACAAGAGCACCACAUACAAAAAUUCUCAAGAUCAACAGCCAGAAUAUUAGAAGAGUUUGUACUCGAAGAUUGAGACAUGCAGGAAUACACAAAAAGGCGAAGCCGUGGUGGAAAAUUCUAUACGUAAACAGAGCUUCAAAUAUAGCUAUAACAACUCAGUAAGUCCAUGGAAAGAUUGUGAGGCGGGUCCAGAGAGCUAAAGCUUAAUCGCGUGGAAAAAUAAAAAUCCCCAUAUAGUGAGCAACAUUAGGGAAGUGCGAGUCAGCACACCAUCUGCGACCAAGGCCACGACGCUGAUUGAAGUGCAUUUUGUAAUCCUAAACAGUGACAAACACCUCCCACGUCCGUGUUCCUGGAGUACUGUGCCUCAUCUCUCCUGCUGGUGAGGCCCUCCACCUCAUACACUCACUGUACUGUGAGGUACAAGUCGACAGAGAUUCAGCAUCGGUUGUAUGAUUCUUUAAAUCCACGAGUGAAAGACAGUUGGUACUCUCUGAAAAAUGGCAGUCAGUGGUCUGAAACUGCGAAUGGAGCGGCUACGUUCCCACCUACACCGUCAAAACAGCAGAACCCAUGAUGAGGUUGUCGAGACUCAUGUUACAGUUGACAGAAUGAGGUGGGUUGAUUUCUUCUUGCGUUUGGUGCGAGUUAUUUUGGAGGCAGUUUCAAGUGUGAUCUUUUGGAUCAUUUAUCAUGGAGAUUCCCACACCCGACUACCUCCCAUCACUAAUCUCAUCCUUCUGGAGUCUGCGACUUCGUUGGCAACUAAAAUAAGAAACCAAAAGCUGACAAGUGAAGAGGUUGUAAAAUCAUUUAUAGCACGCAUCAAGGAAAUUAAUCCUAUACUUAAUUGUGUAGUCGACAACCGAUUUGAUGAGGCUUUAGAAGAUGCAAAAGCUGCUGACUUGCUUAUUCGAUCUGGCACAAUAGAUGUGAAAACAUUAGAAGAAACAAAACCCUUCUUGGGUGUUCCAUUCACUACCAAAGAUUGUUUUGCAGUGAAAGGUCUGCGUCAAACAGCUGGUUUAUGGUCUCGGAGAAACAUAAUUGCUGAGGAAGAUGCAGAUACGGUGCGAAUUAUGAGGGAUGCUGGUGGCAUUCCUCUGUGUGUGACCAAUGUUUCUGAGCUGUGCAUGUGGUGGGAGAGUGCAAAUACAAUAUAUGGGCGAACAAGUAAUCCAUAUUGCACUAGUAGAAUUGUUGGAGGAUCUUCUGGGGGUGAAGGAUGUAUCCAGUCUGCCUGUGGAUCUCCAUUUGGCAUUGGGUCAGAUGUUGGAGGGUCAAUACGGAUGCCAGCCUUUUUCAAUGGAAUAUUUGGCCACAAGCCUACUUAUGGGAUAGUGAGCAAUAUAGGCCAGGAGCCUAUAGCCACAGGUGAGACAAUGGAUUUCCUGGUGACUGGGCCCAUGUGUAAAUAUGUCAGGGAUCUGACCCCCAUGCUCAAGAUUCUAGCUGCCAGUAAUGUUCACAUGCUUAAAUUGGACCAAAAGGUUGAUAUACAAAACCUUCGCUACUUUUACAUCGAGGACGAUGGUGGAUCUCCUUUGGUAACACCAGUUCAUUCAGAGCUGCGAGCUGCACAGCAUAAAAUUAUAACCCAUUUUGAGAAAGCAUAUGGCAUUAAAGCCAAGAAGAUCACUUUGAGAAAACUGAAAGCAGCUGUAGCAAUUUAUUUUGCUAAACUUGGAAAUGUAGAAGAAGCACCCACUUUUUGUCAGGAGUUGGCACUCAAGCAGGGAGAGAUUAAUGUUUGGCUGGAGCUUGUUAAGUGGUGUAUGAGGUUAUCAAAGCACACAUUACCAGGUCUGCUCUUAGGGGUACUGGAGAAGCUGAACAAUUAUAGCAAGAAUUCAGGUGACUUCCCCAAACUCCUCACCAUGUGUGCUGAUCUGCGAAGUGAAAUUAAGGAACUUUUGGGUGAAGAUGGGGUGCUGCUGUUCCCAAGUCACCCUACAACAGCUCCAUAUCAUAGCCAGCCACUCUUCAGGGCAUUUAACUUUACCUACACUGCCAUCAUCAACGUAUUGCUCUUUCCAUCAACACAGUGUCCCUUGGGCUUGGCAUCAAAUGGAUUACCUCUUGGUAUUCAGGUUGUUGCUAAUCAUUACCAGGAUCACCUCAGCCUGGCAGUAGCUGCGGAACUAGAGAAAGCAUUUGGUGGUUGGGUGUGCCCCUCUGAAGUACCAUGACCACACAAGACACCCAGUACAUAAUUGAUGGAGGAUUGUAACAUACCACUGUGCCUCAUUAUAAAUGCAUGUGAUUAGAGAACAUUGAGGCAUUUUUUAAAUUAUUUUAUGUAUUUAAUGUGAUAUCGUGCACAUAUGAGAGCUAAACCACACACCAGAAGAUGAGAAGACGACGUUUCAGUCCGUCCUGGACCAUUAUCAACUCAAUUGUGAUAAUGGUCCAGGAUGGUCAGAAAUAUCGGUCUCCUCAUCUUCUGGUGUGUGGUUUAGCUCUCAUAUCUUCAAGCCACGUUAUUGUGAUUCAUCGUCUGCAUAUCUUGCGUGUUAGAUAAAAAAGGGAAAAAUAGUUUUUGAUACUGUUGUACCCUGAUGGAAAUAGGCAAAGAUAAGCAGAAGCAUUUACUUUGGACAGAACACAAAGUUCGUAACUGGAUCUAUCUUGGGGUAGUUUUUAUGCUUUAAAUGUGUAAAGUACAUUUGGAUAUUUUUAAUAACUAUUUCUUUAACUAUUUAAACUAUUAUGUGAAGUAUAAUGUGAGUGAUGGAAAGUGCAUGUUUAAUAAAAUAUCAGAUAUAUUGUCAUGCCAAGUCUCGUGCCAUUGGCUGUGCUCUGGACUACAGUACAAACACAAAGAUAAUCCAAUUAGUAAAAUACUUGUUUAUGCUUCCAGCAGGAAAACACUUGACUGCAUCUCCUGCCCUGUGUAGGAAACUUGGCAUGGCUUUAUGAAUUAUUUCUUAUAUAAUGGAUGUACUCUUUACUUACAUGAAUAUAAAUGAUUAAAUUAAA